Molecule: messenger RNA, 1209 nt
Organism: Nannizzia gypsea CBS 118893
Lineage: Eukaryota; Fungi; Ascomycota; Eurotiomycetes; Onygenales; Arthrodermataceae
Exons: 4
Coding region: 1-1209 (402 amino acids)
Source: RefSeq, a predicted model, not a curated record
AUGGGAAAAGUCUUCGCAAAUGAGCCUCUUGAUAGGAACGAACGUCCCGUCGCCCUGAAACACAUACCCAGGGUUCCUCUACUUAUAAUACUGUGGUCGUUUUUCGCCCUUACGACAGUCGUCAUAAUCUUUCGAAUAGCUAUCAGAAUAUGGCUUCAGCGACGACUAUUUUGGGAUGAUGCUUUUUGCCUAGCUGGCUACGCUGGACAGAUAGCCCAAAUGGUGAUGGUCACUGUUGUAUCACCAUUGAUAUACAUACAUCUCGAGGGGUUUUCUGGCAAGCGCCCGCCCCCCGAGUAUGGUGUAAAAAUCACCAAGAUGAUCCGCCUGGUAUACGCACAUAAUGUAGUAUUUACUGCAAGUUUAUACUGCAUUAAGGGGAGUUUCCUGGCGCUUUACUGGAGGCUGAUUCGGGACUUGAGCGACUAUCGGAAAGCCUGGUGGGCAGUGGCAGUGUUUUGCAUGAUAUCUCUGAUCAUCAAUGCUGCUUUGUUCCCCGUGGGGUGCUCAACCCUGGAAGCAUUCCACUGUAUCGACAGGGGAAGCAUCUACCGCACCCUGGUAAGCUUGCGGUUUAACACUGCAAUGGACAUAGUGACAGACGUGUGCAUCAUGGUGCUGCCGAUUGUCCUAAUCGUGCGGUCCAACCUCCCCGGCCCCGAAAAAGGGGGUUUGGUCGUCCUCUUCGCUUUGGGGUUCAGUAUCAUCACCAUCUCAGUGGUCCGCAUUAUCAAGAGCAACGGCUACCAGAGCCAGCCACCGCUUUCCUGGCUUUUGUUCUGGAGUACAAUGGAAACAGCCGUAGCGGUGAUAACAUGCUGUCUAGCAACGUUCAAAUCACUGUUCAACCUGAAACAGCGGCCCGGUCAAUAUUCGUACUACACUAGGACGCGAACGUCCCGACGCCGACGGCGAACUCGAACUGCUCGAGGCAUGGACGACAUGACCUUGACGUUGCCGACGAUCUCGGAUCUCGAAGCAACAGGAGAUAGCCAACCAACAGGUAACAAUAGCCUGGUCGACCGGAAAGAGUCGAGUUUGAUGAGCGUUUCGUCUGACCGGAAGACGGCCAAGUCUCAUGACGCUGAGCUGAAGGAGGAGAUCAUAAUCGGGACUUCCAAUGAGAAGAGGGCCAGCAGCACCCCGGAGCCCAAUCCGAGCGAUUGUGAUCGCCAGCUCCAAGCGCCCAGCAUGGCACAGUUGCGAUAA